CCUCCAUCGGCCUCACAGCACUCACCACCCCGACUUACAACCAGCGCAAGUGUCUUGUAAAAGACCACCAAGCAAGAAAAAGGCGAGCAGAAAAGCACGGUUCCACCUGUAAUUUUCAUUUUUCCUACCCCCCCCCAAAAAUUCAAGCAUGUCCCUGGACCCAUUUGACGACGUCCUCACUCUCGAGGACCAGUUCUUCGCCGAGGGCUACCGCCAGGGCACCGAAGACGGCAUCCAGGCCGGUAAGAUCGAGGGCCGCUCCGUCGGCCUCGCCAAAGGUUACGAGAAAUUCCUCGAGAGCGGCAGGAUACACGGCCGCGCCGUCGUGUGGGCGAACCGGCUGUCCUUGCCACAGAAGGGCACCUCCUCCACCUCAUCCUCCGCCGCCGCCGCCGCCACCGCCGCCGCCACGAGGCCUUCAGACUCUUCGUCGCAGCAACAGCAGCAGCCAAAGGCCUGCUCCCUUCCACCACUGCCGCCCAACGCAAGGCUUGAGAAAAACGUCACGGCUGCCUUCGCCCUCGUUGAGCCCGACACGCUGGCCAGGGAAAACAGCGACGAGGCCGUCAACGACUUUGACGACAGGCUCAAGAGGGCGCAGGGCAAGGUCAAGAUCAUCGAGCGGAUGACGGGCGAGGUCGCCGCCGAGCCCAAGGCGGCGACAGAGGCCAAGGGGCUUUAGUACUGUUUCGUU
Colletotrichum destructivum is the source of this 694-nucleotide messenger RNA. Its product is annotated as Putative essential protein Yae1. The transcript has a single exon. The record is from RefSeq and is a predicted model, not a curated record. NCBI's taxonomy places the organism in Eukaryota, Fungi, Ascomycota, Sordariomycetes, Glomerellales, Glomerellaceae. The coding region runs from base 149 to 682 and encodes 177 amino acids.